Messenger RNA from Rhododendron vialii, 905 nucleotides. RefSeq names its product ras-related protein RABE1c-like. Gene Ontology annotation, cellular component: plasma membrane. Gene Ontology annotation, biological process: regulation of exocytosis; protein secretion. The coding region runs from base 64 to 714 and encodes 216 amino acids. The record is from RefSeq and is a predicted model, not a curated record. Lineage: Eukaryota; Viridiplantae; Streptophyta; Magnoliopsida; Ericales; Ericaceae. The transcript has 8 exons. Gene Ontology annotation, molecular function: GTP binding; GTPase activity.
AUUUAUCAACCAAAAAAAAAAAGAAAAAAGAAGGGCCUGUUUCUAGGGUUUCUUCUUCAUCAAAUGGCCGCUCCACCUGUCAGAGCCCGAGCGGAUUACGAUUACCUCAUUAAGCUCCUCUUGAUCGGCGACAGCGGAGUGGGUAAAAGUUGCCUCCUUUUGCGUUUCUCUGAUGGUUCCUUCACCACUAGCUUUAUUACAACCAUAGGCAUUGAUUUCAAGAUAAGGACCAUAGAGCUUGAUGGCAAACGGAUCAAACUGCAAAUCUGGGAUACUGCUGGUCAGGAGCGAUUCCGUACAAUUACAACAGCUUACUACCGGGGAGCCAUGGGUAUUUUGCUGGUGUAUGACGUAACUGACGAGUCUUCUUUCAAUAACAUUAGGAAUUGGAUUCGUAACAUUGAACAGCAUGCUUCUGACAAUGUUAACAAGAUACUGGUUGGCAACAAGGCUGACAUGGAUGAAAGCAAAAGGGCUGUUCCUACAUCAAAGGGCCAAGCGCUUGCUGAUGAAUAUGGCAUCAAAUUCUUCGAGACUAGUGCAAAAACGAACUUGAAUGUGGAAGAGGUUUUCUUUUCAAUAGGAAGGGAUAUAAAGCAGAGACUUGCUGAAACUGACUCGAAAGUUGAGCCUCAAGCCAUCAGGAUCAACCAACAAGAUCAGGCAGGAGGGGCUGCUCAAGUUGCACAAAAGUCGGCUUGCUGUGGUUCUUAAACUCCUCCUUGUCAAACUUACGACAGAAGGCUACAAUCUUCGAAGCAGUGUCGAGGUGGUAGCAGUGUCGCUUGUACUGUUUCGUGCUAUCAUUAUUUUGAGCUAUACUACUCAUUUGUGUUUGAACUUUGAUACAGUGUCCUAUUUGACAAAUGAAUUUAUUCACAAGCUUUAUCCUUUUCUGUUAGCAA